Molecule: messenger RNA, 16115 nt
Organism: Lethenteron reissneri (Far Eastern brook lamprey)
Lineage: Eukaryota; Metazoa; Chordata; Hyperoartia; Petromyzontiformes; Petromyzontidae
Product: kinesin-like protein KIF26A
Biological process (GO): microtubule-based movement
Molecular function (GO): microtubule motor activity; microtubule binding; ATP binding
Source: RefSeq, a predicted model, not a curated record
ACAAACGUGAUGGCCGUGAUGGCCGUGAGUCGUGCGGCGGCUGCGCGAUGUUGCGCGCUCGGCUAUUCAAGUUCGUGGCGGCGCGUCAGCGCGGGUACAGCGUGUGGCGCUGUGCUGCUCUAGAGUCGGGCUGUAGGACGCUUGUGUAGAGAGAGAGAGAGACGUACCGAUACGCGCGCGUGCAUACCUGAUCGACUCAUUCCGUGAGGUUUUUUUUAAGGACUUGGGAAUUGCUCCGAUUCCAGCGCACACUCUCUCUCUCUCUGUCGCUCGCUCGCUCUCUCUCUCUGCGUAUGGCGUAAUAGUUUAAGCGAGCGGCAAAGCGACGCCAGGGUGGCUGCGUGACCGCCGCGGUGUUCUGCGGGCGGAAUGGUGCGCUCAGUAGCGCCGCGUCGCCGCUCCUGCAGGCAAGCAUAGGGCGCAGAUCGUGUGCGGGGCAGCUCCUCGGCUCGCUGCGUGGCGAUCAAGGCGAGACACCGCCCGCCGGACCGCGCCUUGGGGGCGGCGCUUUAUCUUGUUCACCUCCCCCCCUUCCUCUUGUGACAAGUCAGCUGCUCAAUAUUUGUUCAUUUUCUCGUCGUUUCAAUAUUUUGCGAAUUGAGCGCAGCUUGGAUGAGUGUGCGCCGUCGCCCACGCUCCGGGAGGGACCCUCUCUUGCAGUCGCCUCCUGCGCACGGACGAAGAGGCGCAAAAGACCUGGACCUUUAAACCAUCAUCAACAUUCACACACACGCGCGGACACGGAGAGGCAGGCACACGUGCGCACGUACACUAGCACGCGCCUGUGCACUUGAGCAUGCUGCUCGCUGCGCGGUGACUCGAAGGCGGUGCUGCUGAUCCACGUGCACUUCUCGUCCGUGAAACGGAGCGAGGAGGUCUGUUAUUGUCGUCAUCUACACCGUGGCGAUAGAACACACGUAGAGAACACGCGCGCUACACGCGCUGCUGGCAGGGGCGAUGCUGCGUCUGUAGCCUGCACACACGAGGCGCGUGGCGGCUUCUGGAGGGGUUUAUAAUCGCAUCGAGAAGGCAACCGAGACAAUUUUCUUUUUUUUUAACCGUAACCCCAAGACAAGACGAUGAAAUCCGUGUCGGUGAACAGAGACGGGACGCAGUACGCAUCGGAGACGAGGAAACCGGCGGCGUCGUCGGAUGGCAGCCAGCCCCACGCGAAGGCCGCCGCCGCCGCCGCCGCCGCCUCCCCGGACGAUCGCAGCGGCCUCCGGAGGCCCACGCCGGAGGGGGCCGGUGCCGUGCCGGGGGCCGGAGCGUGGGCCGGCGAGGAGGCCAGGGUGGGGGGGCCCCCCCCCGCCUGGUGCGCCGCGUGCGGCUCGCGCCAGGGGGAGCCGCGGAGGAAGCUCGCCUCGCCCGCCAAGGAGCCAGCGUCCGGCUGGGCUGAUGGCCGCUGUGAGGCCUGUUCGUCGUGUCCUGGGCCUCCUCUUGAUGCCGGAACGGCGGCAGCGGCGUGUCUGGAGCAUCUUCCUAUCGGCACGCCCACGCACCGGCCUGGCCCUGGCACACCGCCUCAACCAUCACUGCCACCGCAUUCGCAGUCCCAGUCUCCAUCCUCGCGAGGAGCCAAGGCUCAACCACCACCACCAUCGUCAUCAUCGUCAGCAGCCAGGGCCACGCAGAGUCCUAUAGCUGCCGAACGCAAGAAGGGAGGUUCCUCGAGUGCGAGCGUGGCAGGGGAUGGAGCAUGGACUUCGCCAAAGAUGAAUGGCUACGCGGCACAUGCUUACCUGCAGGGUGCGUCUCCAACCCUAGAGGGCUCCAGCUGGGAACAGCAGAGCCUGGGCCACCCUCCGCUGGAGAGGCUGGCGUCGCCCACCCGCUCGCCGCAGGCUCUGCCGUGGCCGCUCUCGACACCGGGAGGCUCCCCGGCGCACGGGAGCCCGCAGAAGACUGCGCACGCCGCCCCGGGGUCAUACGCAGCGAACAGCAACUGCAACGGCAACGGCAAUCCGAACGCGUCCUUCUUCACGAGGGCGGCACAGAAGCUGAGCUUGACGGGCCGCAUGAUGAAACGGAAGCAGCGCGCGGCCCCCUCUCACGCCCCGGCGGAGCCUCCCCCGAGCCCGGGCAGCUUCGCGUGGGCCCUGCGGUCCGCGGCGCCCCCCGUGCCGCCCUGCCUCCUGCGCGCCGCGGGGAAGGCCCGCGACAACCCGGGCGCUGGCAAGGUGAAGGUGAUGCUGCGCGUGUGUCCGGCUCGCCGCGACGCCUCCGGCUCGGCGGCGCUCAAGGUGGAUCCGCGGAGGAAGCAGGUCACGCUCUACGACCCCGCCGCCGCGGCAGGGGCCAGCUCCCAGAAUGCCGCGCUCCGCCGUGCCGGGGUGGCGGUGCCAAAAAUCUUCCCCUUCGACGCCGUCUUCUCCCAGGAUGCAUCGCAGGCGGAGGUGUGCGCUGGCGCGGUGCCGGAGAUCAUCCAGUCGGUGGUGAAUGGAGCCGAUGGAUGCAUCUUCUGCUUUGGAAACGCCAAACUCGGUAAGACGUACACGAUGCUGGGCAGCGGAGACUCGAGCCAGGCGCUCGGCGUGGCUCCGUGUGCCAUCUCGUGGCUCUUCCGUCUCAUCGAGGAGCGCAAGGAGCGCACGGGGGCACGCUUCUCGGUCCGCGUCUCCGCCGUGGAGGUGUCGGGGCGCGGCGAGGCCCUGGACGACCUCCUGAGUGACGUCGCGUCGGGCACUACGCAGGACGACAAUCAGUCCCCCGGGGUCUUCCUCCGCGAGGACCCUGUGUGCGGCACGCAGCUGGAGAACCAGAACGAGCUGCGCGCCUCCACGGCGGAGCGUGCCGCGGGCUUCUUGGACGCGGCGGUGGCGGCUCGCCGGGGCGGGGCGGCGGACGCCAGCGAGGAGGACCGUCGCAACUCCCACAUGCUCUUCACGCUGCACGUCUACCAGUACCGCAUGGAGCGCGGCGGGCGCGGCGGCAUGACGGGCGGACGCAGCCGUCUCCACCUCAUGGACCUGGGCAGCUGCGAGAAGGUCCUGUGCAAGAGCCGCGAGCCGGGCUCGGGGAUGUGCCUCUCGCUCAGCGCCCUCGGCAGCGUCCUCCUCGCGCUCGCCAACGGAGCCAAGCACAUCCCCUACAGGGAGAGCCGGCUCACGAUGCUGCUGCAGGAGUCGCUGGGCAACAUCAACUGCCGCACGACGAUGAUCGCCCACGUGUCGGCCGCGGCGGCCCGCCACGCCGAGACGCUCGCCACCGUGCAACUGGCGGCGCGCGUUCACCGCCUGCGCAAGAAGAAGUCUCGGUCUGCGUCCAGUUCGUCGGGCGGGGACAGCUCAUGUGAGGAAGGGCGCGGCCACCGUGGCCCGGCGCCCAUCCGCCCGUUCCACCCCCGCCUCAUGGCCCUGGAUCCUGAGCCUCCUCCGCCGGCGGGCAGCCCCGGCAUUCGGCCUCCACACCGGCUGGGCCUGGCGAGCGAGGCGGAGUACUCGUCGAGCAGCGAGCAGUCAUGCGACACGGUCAUCUACGCCGGCGAGGGUGGAGACCUCACCGACAACGAGGGCCCCCCCGAGUCCGUGCCGGUGUCCCCCGCAUCGUCGUCCAACUCGGCAAACUCAGCCAACUCCUCUGCCAACUCGGCCGCCUCCUCGGCAAACUCGGCAAACUCGGCCAACUCGGCCGCCUCGGCCGCCUCCUGGACGGCCGAGGGUGACCGGGCACCGCUGCUCAGCCGGGAGAGCGAGGAUGCAUCGCCGGUCACGCCCACCGUGGCGAUGGGCGACACAUGGGCGGCGGUGGUGGCGGCAGUGGCGGCAAUGGAAGGCCAAACGGGAACUUCUCCCGUAGAACGAUCGGACGCCGCGGACGCCGCUGGCGAUGCCACUUCUACGCCGGCAGGCGAACAACCACCCGCGGAGCCGGCCAAUCCCUUGGAUCGCGACCACUUCAAGUGCAAGACCUUCGCCGAGCUGCAGGAGAGACUGGACUGCAUAGAUGGGAGCGAGGAGCCCGGGUUUUUCGCGUUCGUCGAGGCCUCCGCGGCCACCGUGGCCGAAGAGGAGCGAACGGCGGACGGCCGUGGCGUCUCUGCCGGGUCGCCGUGGCAUGCCGAGGACGAACCCGCAAAGGACAACAACAAUGAAGUGCCCGCAUCUCCGUGCUCGCUCGGAAACGGCUGCAAAGCACGCGGCAAGGGGGAGUGCGUGUCUUCCGAAGUGUCGGCGGAUAAAAUCAACAGGAACGAAAUACCGAGCUGUGGUAGCGGGGCGGGAAAGGCGCCGGGCGGCGGCCUCGCGUGCGUGCCGAUAGCUCUGCCGCUCGCACCGGGCGGCGAACGGGGAGGGAAGCUCGCCUCCCCGGAGAAGAGGGCGACGGGGAAGCGGUCGCUGCCCAGCCCGGCCCCUCCUCCGCCGGGGACAACGCCGCAGUGCAGAGGCACGGAGUCGACGGCGUGCAGGGCCCACCCGGCAGGCGGCCUCCAGACGAGGACGCCGCCCGUGGGAAUGAGCCCCCAGGUGGCCAAGCGGGUCCUCGCGCCGCAGCGGCCGUCGCCGGCGGCGGACGCGGAGGGCGGCGUGGAGGCGGACGCGGCUCCCGCGUGCGGCGACGGCCCCUUUGCCGCCGAAAAGACGGCGCGCCGACUCGACGAGGAGAGCGGCGCGGACGACGAGCUCGUCUUCACGCUCGACCUCCUGCACGCGCUCCUGGGCGGCGGCGACGGCAGCGGCAACAACAACAACACCGGCGGCAACGGCGGCAACGGGCGACGGCCGAUCAGCAUCAUCAGCUUCACCAGCAACUGCUCGACGAGAGCGUUGGCACCCGGCUCGCGUCCCGUCAGCUUCGUCAGUGUGGAUUUUGAGCCGUACUCUCCUCCUCCGCCGCUGGCCGACACCGGGGCAGCGGCCCCGGCAGUGAGUCCUCUGCAUUCGUCCUCGGCCACGGGAGCGGGCGCCUGCGUGACCAGGCUGGUGGCGGGCAUUCCCGUCGCCUUCUCGAGCCCGGCGCUCGACGGCGAGCCGUUCUCGGGGCGCGUCGCCGGCGAGGACAACUGCAGCAGCAGCAACGGCAGCAACAGCAGUUGCCGCUCGUCCAUCGGCUCGUGGCUGAGCGAGCUGAGCAACGCCGGCAGCCUCGGGAGCGAGGGGGAGCAGUCUUGCGACAGCUUCGUUGUGCAGGCCAUGUGCGCGGGAAGCGGGGAGCAAGGGGAGGCGGAGCGAAUUCUCCCGGCGAUGCGGUCGUCGUUGGAGUACGGCAAACAGGAAGGCGUUGUCGGACUCUCACAGGAUGGGCACUCGCCUGUGAAUGGGUGCUACCAGCAGGUUAGGGCACGGACUAAAACGAUGGACAAUAUCGAGCUCAAUGGAGUCAUCUUUGCUGGGGAUUUUAAGAAAUUACCUUUCGGGGAUUUAAUGGGGACCGUUCUUGAAAGGUCACCAAACCUGCAGUCUGGGCAAAGCAAGGAAGGUGGCCGACGCACAAGUCUGAUCAUUUGCGGGGACUUCAAGGACAUAUCCAACCUUGAGAAGAGAUUGUCUGCGAAACACGGCGAGGACGAUUUGGAAAACCACAAGAAGCAAAGCGUCUUCCCGUGUCCUGCGAGCGGGGCGCAGGUGGCAGCUGGUGGCGGUGCAAAGAUUCAGCCGGCGGUCAUUAGGAGCGGCAUCUCUGUGCAUCCCAGGAUAACCCCCAAGCCAGCCGUGGCUCUCUUGGAAAAGGUCCCAUCUAGGGGCAAUCCCGGAUCUCCUGCCAGGCAGAGCCCCAAGGCCAAAAACUGCGAUGGUUGCGUCAAACCGCCGGAGCCGAGGUCGACAUUCGAAAAUCCCUGGGUGAUGCGGGAGCAUGGCGAGAUGGACGGCCUGGAGGAGAGCACGAACGUGAGCCAUGGGAAGCCUGCCGACGUCUGCACGAGCGCUGGCACAGCUGCCGAGAGUCCCGCUCAAAGCAACGGUGGCUCCCAGGCACCCGGCGGGCAGGGGAUCAGCAGCGACGCUCUGAGAGCUGGCGGAGAGAUGCAGGGCGUGGACCGAGUGAGCGGCAGCGGCGUCGGCGGCGGUGGCUAUGGGGGCUACUCGCACACGCUGCCGACGAAAGCGAGCGCUCACGGGAAGUCUUCGGCGAUGCACGGCAUUGUGAGACUCGGCAACGGUGAAGCGACGUCUCUAGACCGGGAGCAAGUGGCGACGGUGCACAGCGCUACGAUGGAUCGCAAAAAGGGAGCCGCAAAGUCGAGCGGUGGCAGCGCCGGCGGUGGCACUGCCAACGUGUUCCUCUUUUCCAAACUGAGGAGCAGCACUCCUCCAGCACCGCCGGUCCGCAAGUCCAGCCUUGACCAGCGCAACAGAGCGGGGUGCAAGGAUUCACCUGGCGCGAACCACGCGUUCUCCUACGCCGACACGGAGGAGGCUUUCAGCAGAUUGCUGUCACCCAGCCGGGGUGGAAGCAGCGGUGGCUCCAACUGCUCGACACCGGCGAGGGGGAAAUUGGAAUUGUCGGCCGAGCAAGGAUUCAAGCGAAGCUUCACGGGCAGGAGCGACAGCAUGGAGAGAACUGGAAGCAGGAAGCAUGUGGCGGACGCGAAGAUGUUGACGGAUGGACACGGCUGCGUGGCGCAUGCCAACUCUGCGAGCAGCAGGCUGGGACGACUGAUGUUCAGGAUUUCGGGGAAUGGAGGAUCGUCAACGCACAGCACCCUGGCGCAGGAGGCCCUGAUAGCGCACACGAAGCUCGCCGCGGAGCUUUGCUCCAAAUCCUCCUCCGUUUUCGGCUCCAAGAAUCGCAGUCAGUCGGCAAACGGCGGCCCACCUCCAGCCAAGGCGGCUCCUCUCAGCCCUCUGUCACCGUCUUCCUCGUCGUCGUCUUCCUCCAAGACGUUGCCACACCCGGGCAGCACGCGGAGCUCCAGCUUGCCCGCCAGCUCCCGCGCCGCCACGCUAUCGCGCUCGGUGCAGGCCCUGCGCAGCAAGCUGGGCCGCGGCACGUCGGAGAGCUCCUCCAAGGCGGGCCGAGCGGCCAACAGCCGAGUCUCGGAGCUCGCAUGCGGCUCUCCCAAGGCGUGCUCUUCACCCACGUCCCCUCCGCAGUCGCCUUCGGCACCUGACGUUACCGGUCGCCGGAGGAUCGGGAGCGACGACGGCGGCAACAGCAGCCGGAGCGGCCGCGGCGAUCGGGCGAUGGGGAGUGGCCGCGGCAGCCGGGGCUUGCUCCCAACGGUGGCCGACUCGGACAGCGGCAACGACAGCGGGGUGCAACUGACGGACGAGAAGCCCCCCCCGGCAGGCUCGGCGGCGGCCGGCGGAGCGCCGGCAUCGCCGAGCGCGGCCUCCUCUUCCUCCACGGGCGCCGGCGCGGCGUCGAGCUCGGCCGUCAAACUCGCGCUGCCGUCGCCCUACAGCAAGGUGACGGCGCCGCGGCGGCCGCACCACCGCAGUAGCGGGCACGGCAGCGACACGAGCAGCGUGCUCAGUGGCGAGAUGCCGCCGGCCAUGGGCAGCGCCGCGCUCUUCUACUGCCAGAACGUGGGUGGCGGCGGGGGGAUGGGCGUCAAACCGGGCUGCGGCCUGGCGGGCGGCGGCAGCGGCGGCGGCGGCUCGGUCGCCGGCGUGGUGGCUCCCAUCCGGCGCGCGCUGCGUGGCAGCCCCCUUGCCGGGACCAGCAGCUGCAGCAGCAGCGGGUACGAGACGGGAGCCAGACAGGAGCCGAGGGCCACGGCGGCGGAAGGCGCCACGGCCGCCGCCGCCGCCGUCAUGACGGUGAGGUCGGCUCCCAACUCGCCCGCGUCGUACAAGCACGAGUCGGCGGUGAGCGACAGUGGGCAGCAGUCGUCCGGCAGCAGCGGGCACUGGUCCCCGCGCAGCUUCAAGUCGCUCAACAGGAAGGCGCUGCUGGGCUCACAGCGACGGCGUCUGGCCCACCAGCCCCAUCCGGCGGCUCCUCCUACGCUGCCGCCCGUGGACGUGCCGCCGUGCGUGCCGCCGUGCGUGCCGCCGUGCGUGUCGCCCGCGCGUAAGGCGCCCGCGCCGCCACCCCGUCGCGCGGACCCCCGUCCCGCUCAGCGAGUCCUCAACGAGCCCUUCGAGAUCAAGAUCUACGAGAUCGACGGCGUGCAGGCGGAGCCUUUCCAAGGUAUUGAUGAACUCCUGGUCUACUUCAGCGACCGGCUGAAGCGGGUCGAGGAGCGGCACCAGCGGCUGGCGGAGGUGCAGGACAGGUAUCUGGCGCUGCGCCUCGAGCUGGAAGCCUCCAUGCGCCACCUCAUGAUCGAGCCAAGCAAGUGGAUCGCCGAGUUUGAGGUGGACGGCGAGCUGGACGAGGCCUCGCUGGAGUACCUCGACUGCCUGGAGCGCGCCACCGAGCGCCUGCAGCAGCGCCUCAACGUCUGCAAGUCGCACAUCAUGAUCAUCACCUGCUUCGACGCCACGCGCUGACCACGCGCUCCGCGGAGCUCCUUGGCUCCUUGGCGCGCGCUCGCGCCGGGAGUCGUGGGUUGGGGAGAGGCGGAGAGGUGGUAGCUGGUGGGGGUGAAGAGAGGCGGUGGCUGGGGGGGGGGAGAGACGGACGAGCGUAGACAAGGCAGGGGGGGGGGGGCUGCAUUGGCAGUGUCUGGGAGAGGGGACUUGAGGGGUAAACGCCGACCACCACAUUGUUUAUAUUCGUAGCGAACGAAAGAAGGGGUUUUUGACUGCAGUGCUUAACUCCAAUCGCUCCGCUGCGAGCAAAAACUGAAAAGCAGAAUUGUUUGCAUUUUUUGGAGACACUUUGCCCCGUGCUUUUCAAUGCCGUUUGUCGAUUCUGUGAUGGUCGUGGUACCAACAAUUUGGCCCACCGCAAAGCGAUUUACCGGUCAACCUGCCGGCUGAGCGCUCGCCCGCUCCCGCGAGGGCACAUAGUCAAUUGUGGAUGGAGAUCCUUCCUGAUGGGAGGACGAUUGGAUGUAUACCGUAUAUACACGCAGCACAUGCAGCAUUUGGUUUUGUUUAGGCAUGUGAAUCUUCUGUUGUGGUGCUAAAUGAGUAUCUUUCACUCCAAGCCAAUAUUUCUAAAUUAAGCCUCAAGGUAGCGCGUCUUAACUUCCAUUGUAAUCACACGGCUCCUCGUCCCCUUCAACUGCCUCAAGUGUUUUCGGGUCGUCUUCAUUGCUGCGGGUUUUUGUGAUGCCGAGAUCGGAAGUUUUUUCCACGGAACACCGCCAUUCAGAUCGGGGUCCGCGCGUGUCCCCUUGUGAUCGAACAGCACUCUCAUCAGGGCUGCGUCCACCAGCGUUGCACUGAAACAGCCAUAUCCAGAAUAUCGACACGUCUGGCUACGGAAACGCAGGUCGGCGUACGGAAAUCAAGCGCCUCUGUGGGAUUUUACAACUUCGUCGUUGCCGCGAUGGCAGGAAGCACGUGUCCAUCCCAUGCCACCUCUGGAAAAAGGAAGCCUGGUUUGCGGGACUUCAAGUUACGUUGCAACGACAGUGAAAGGGUUGGUGGAGAAGGGGAAUGUGAUUCUGGGAAGUGGAGGUCGGAACUGGUCAAAUGACCGUGGGAGAUGUUUGUCAACACGGCGCGAGACAGAAAUAUGGGGAUGGCCGAUAACAUCGUGGUAGGAUUUUUUUUCUUCUUCUUGGGUUCGAUUUGUUGGCGAUCCCUUACGAUGGUAUCGUGCUAAUAGCAGGAAUGUGCAGGCUACGUGGAAUGUAGGCGAUUUGCAAGUGGUCAGGCUGGUGAGAAAAAUUGGGCUUGAGCAGAUUUUUUUUUUCCCCGGAAGAUACCUCGUGUGGAACACUGACAUUUUUGACAGUUCGAAGUGGCAUGAAGUGACAUGAAGACCGUAGAGUUCUGCAGGGCGGUAUAUCACACUUUGUAAAGUUAUAUAUCGUGGGUCGCAAGUGCAUUGUGAAGUGCCAAAUGAGUCGUUGAAAUAAUAUGUGUUGCCGGGGCAUGGAGUGAUGUGGCGGUGAAUGGUUUUUCAUGCGGGGGUCAUGCAUUAGCCAAGAAUCGUGCAAUGUCUUCUUGGCAGCAAGUUUACUCUUUUAUAACUUAUUUUUUCCUUUGUUAAAAAAAUGAUAAUAAUGAUUUACAGCCCCUUUGGCAAUCAACUGCUGGAUGAAUGCCUCUCCACGCCACGUCAGUCGUGGGCAGGUUGUUUGACCAUACUUCACCAUUCUGGUUUGUGUGGGUUGGUGAGGGUUGGGAAGGAGAGACCGUAUCGGUUCCGGUAUCACUCGCCACUGAUGUUAGCUGUAGUCGGCAAUCUAACUCCGGUCUCCGGGUUCAUAGAGCGCAGUGGGUUAAUCGAUGCACCACCACUCAUCCAUUCUUUUUUUAAUAAAUAAAGAAAAAACAAAAUGGUUUUCACAUUUGAAAACGGAACAGAGUGAAGCAGUGAAAUGUGCCCGAUGCACUUUUAAGAAAUGGCAUCACAUGCAUCUGAAUGAGCCCUUGAUGUUGAUGUGUGUGUUUCCAACAAGGAGAUUAGCUUUCUGCAUGCUUUGGAAGUCAGAAAUAUAUAUAUGGUUUAAACAAAGCUCAUGAAAUGUGUUUUGCAAGAAAGAAAAUAGCACUGGUAUUUGAGAUAUGGGCAAAUUCAUGAACUGACCUCCCUCUGUUUUUCGUGGCAUUGCUCAGUAGCUGGCAGGGGAUUGAGGGCUUUAAGAAAAGAUUACCGUGGGUGGGUUCGCAGCAAAGGUCCGAUCAUAGGUGAAGUGGAAAGGCCAGAGUUGCGAGAUUGAGUGGCACGCGGCUGAAUUGGACAGGUCAGAAUUUUGUUUAGAAAGCAAAACGGAAUGGCAGGAGUGAGCACUCCCACUACUACACAUCAUCGUUCCACAGCACGAGGAUGGCUUUAGGGAAGCACAGCUUAGGAAAACGUUCACCAAAGGAUUGAUUGAUGUCAAAAACAUAAAAAUGUUAUGGAACAAAGUGGAUGUGUGAAAAAAACUUUAAAACUCAACAGACAAUUCCAGGAAUUACAUAAAUGUGUGCAGUGUUUGUGCCCACAGUACUGUUUAUAUAUAUACUUAACGGAGGAGGUGCAGCAUAUAUCCAGCUGGCUGCUUGAAACCCAAUGAUAUUUCCAGGAGGCUCUGUAUUUUUGUAUUUCUAAUUCCAGGAGUGCGCAGACUCGGGCGUUAUUCAUUCAUCGGUUGACAAAAUAAAAUGUUGAAGGUUGAACAGUGGCAAAAUGGCAUUUAACGUUGAGGGCAAAUGACAAUACAAAAAAUAUUUACCCUCAUGGAAUGCAUGAAAGACAAGUGCUGAUUGGAAAAAAGCAACAGAAACGCCUUUUUAAAAAUCAUAUUUGCAAAUAAGUCGGUGUCAAACAUUGAAAUUGCUUUGGACAGACCAACCAAAUCUGAAACCAUAAGUACUGGAAAUAUAGAAGACUUAUUUCGGUCUUGCUAAGUGAAUGCAGCUGUUUUGUUCUUUGAGGCCUUUUUCAGGCAGGUUUCAAAGGCUUUUGCAAUGUCGUGGAGUCCUGUUAAUUUUAGUGAUUGAAGAAAAUUACCAUUUAAGUUCAGAGUUUUACAUUGAACAUCUGUAUUUUGUGAAGGGCCCUCUCUAUUCAAUUGCCAUGUUGCACUUCCAUAUACGGUACAUACAUGUUUGAAGGUUAACCUUUAUUUCAUUGAAACAAACCUACAUAUGCCUACAGUGUUUAAUGUUUCACAACAUAUUAUAAUCGAACACUUUUUACUUUGGAAAAUGUAAAAUAGAUCAUUUUAAUUAGUGUUAUUAAUUUUAACAAAAAAGUGCCUUAUUUUCACGACUGGUAAAUAUCCCAAUUAAAGUAGAGCGCAGUUGUAUAACUCCCAACAGCAAGCUGUCGCUUCCCGACACAUCGUGCAAAUUCAGUUUUGAUAAUCACAAGAUAUUGCAUUUUAAAACUAUGAAUAUAAUGCCGGCAAAUAUGGUUGUUAAAACCCAGUGGGGGGAAAAAACAUCCCCUGCAGUGUUGUCACUGCCAUCCUGUGUUCAGUCUGGGACGCCUUUUGUGUGGAAUUAAAUUAUCGUUACCGACGGCAUCUGCACAGGCACGCUUAGGAAAAACUUCCUUAAAUCGCUCUCGAAUUUACACCCCAGGAGGAUUGUGGAGGUGAGUGACUUUACUCACUGACCUGGGAACAGGUGACCAGCCACCAUGCCUAAACCACCUUUCGUUGUCUUAAAACUGCUGCAAGGUGGCCCCCUUUUUUUAGGCCGAGUCAACCUUCGAGGGGUAUUUACCACAACAACCGAGCUAUGUUGAGUAAAACCGUGACCAGUAUUAGCUCAUUUUAGGGCGAGUUGGCCUAAAGGUCGUCAAUGAGGUGUGACGGCUUGGGUUACAUUAAAAAAAUAUUCUCAUAAAAUACUUGCCUCUGUUUUCACAAAAACAAAUUACGCAGACUUUUAUGACUACAUCGAAGCCAGAUCUGUAAACCCAUGGGUUGCUGCCCAUGGAAAUUGAUUUGGCAAACUGCCUGACAGCUAAGCAGAUGGCAGGUUCCUAAAAGGUGCUCUUUUUAUUCCAGUCAUGACAUGGUAAUUUCCAGCUGUUGACUCUGGUUUUAUAAACAGAGGAGCAGCCUGUGUGCAGAUGAAUUGCCCAGUCAAACCAGUAUGCGUGUGUGUGUGGGCAUUUGAGGACCAAAAAACAAAACCACUUUCAUGGUUAUGGCAAACUCGUUAAUCUCACAAAUAUUUGAUAGACGAAACAGCAUGCUUAUUUUAAAAUAUACGGUGUACACAUUUAGCUUGUUUUAAAAAUGCAUCUUUGUUUUUGGGUCUUCGAAUCUUUCGUAUAUAAAAAAAAAAUGUGCAACCCCCUCUGCUCCCCCCUUAACCCCUCUCCCACAAAGCCCAAAACCGAUGGUGUUAUUGUAACGGAGCUGUAGAUUUUAAUUAGAAAAACCCACGAUACUGCUUGCUUCUGACUCUUGUUCUUCAGACGAACACAAAUAACCCUCCCAACACGAUCUGCAUGAACAUUUUAACGAUUAAUUUUCGAACACAAGUGCUUGCCGCUUAUAUCACGCCUUCCGAGAUGUUUGUUUUUGCACGGUGGCUUUCGUGAGCUCAAUGCCGAUGUAAAUAUGCUCGAAAUGUAAAUAUUCACCCGGUUUAAUUAUGUGUGCAGCGUUAGGUGGUUGAAGGGGAAACAUUGUACCUGGCUUGAUAGGACUAGUGUUGUAGGGGGAGGUGUAGGUGUGCUUAUAUUGAACUUCUUUCGCACCAUAUGUAGAAGCUAACCAUGCUAAUCGGGGGUGCGGGGGAAGGACAACAAAAUAAAUAAAUAAAACUAUUCUUAAGAAUUGAGUUUUCAAUCGGAGAUUGUUUUAAAAAUGCGUAUUUAAACAAUAUAUAGUGUUGUAAAGAGUUAAGGCGCAGCCGUGCAACUGCUCGCUCAUGCCUCUGCUGGCAGAAGGGCCUCCGCUAGAGGGAGCUCUGGAGAACAACGGGAGAAUGUUUUUGGCCUACUCUUCCACGCUGGCCAGAUGCCUUGGAAGACACGGGAGUACCAACACUGUACCCCACCACACAUGCUCAGACGAUUGACCCAUUGAGUGUAUGUAUUUUGUAUAAAAUAUAAAUUGUUUAUAGCAGGUAUUGCUAUUCGAGUUGAAAACGUGGCUUUAUCUCCCUCCAUGCCACCGAUAGCAUCUUCCCCAACAGUUCGUGGACCGCCUGACUGCAGGAAUUGAGUCCUGUGCUGUUCGUGCACACGUUGCCCGUGUCCGUGUGGGUGUGUGUUUGACCACGUGGAGCAAUGCAUGCAGGGUGUUAAACAACUACAGUCUCUGUGUGUAAACGUGUUCGUGGGUUCCGCAUCGCCGUCUUUGGGGGCACCCUUCUCAUUCAGAAUGGCGAACAUAAAUUCUGAAAUGUGCUGUUUUUUUUACUGAAAAUAUGAAAUGGGAGUUAUUGAGUGUCGUAUGCAUUGAUUGAUGAGAGAGUGAGACGUGAGAAAUUGCACUUUUGAAUUCAGCAGGUUUUUAUUGUUUUGUCAAAAAUUCGGUCGCAGUGAGAUGCAGUGCUGUUGUAAAUCGCCUUAUUCUUUGGAGACUUGGUAGGAAAUGUAUGAGAUCCAGAGAGUAAUUCACAUGCAUGGAAGCUUUUAUCAAUACGGUAUAUAUUAGAUAUGUGGCACAAUGGUAAACUGAUAAUGCUUGUUGUAUCUAGAUACAGUCACUGUGUCCCAAACUCCAAAUCACGAUUCUUCUUGUUCAAUUAAAAACAGAGCCAUGAACGUUCACUGAGAUGGGUAUUGUCCGUUCGUUUUUGUUGUACUGUAAUUGCCGUUCGUCUGCUUUGUUAGCCCACCUUACUGGCGAUUGUUUUUUUUUACUCCAAAACUGAAGCCUCAAAAUCAUUUUGAGACGUAGGUCAAUAAAGCCAUGCAAGUAAAAUGUAUAUUGCUCAUUAAAACAAGGGUAAACAUUAUUUAAGUUGCUAGCAAUGCCCAGGGUAAACCAUUUGCCAGGUGAGUUUUCAUUUCAAACACGAAGACUGAACAGAAUAGCCGCUUGUAAGUUGGGUGAAAUCUAGAAGCAUAAUACAUUGAUCAGCUGUACAAGUUAACCCGCCCGGCUGUGCAGGCCACUCUCGCGAGAUCACGGGUCACAUUGUGCAAGGAGGAAUAUAGUUGCUGCAUGUUGGGUGUCGUCGCGAUGCGUCGUGGGAUUUGCAGCUCUCGCGAUGGACACCAUCUCAUGUGAGUCUCGUUGCUGUUGAUUCCCUGUCGAGCAAGGCUGGGAUUGCACAGCUGGUGCCAACACAGGGGCUGGAAUACAACAUUUACAAUGCCUCGUGUCACUUUUCGACACGCUAAGAUUUGCUCGUUACGGCAAAAACGGUCGAAACCACAAUUCUGCUUUGGUGAAUUUGAUGAGGUUUUUUGUAUAAUUAAUUUGCUUGAGCUCGGAUACAAUCAAGGUGAUAAACGUGUUACAUGCUUUGUAAAAUAUAUAUAUUUUGCUUUCCUUUUCGUUGUGACGGCAAUUGCGGCGUUGGUGUAUUGGCGAGUUCAAUAUGCUCGCUGUUACACCCGCUAUGUCACUGCGUGUCCGUAUACGCGUGUCUUGAGUGUGCACAUUAAGCGACGGCGCUUGUUUUGAGCACAGGUGGCCGUUAUGACUUGGGAUUUUAGCAAAAAUGCGCGGAGCUGCACAGUCCAAACACAUGGCAAACAUUUGCAUGCCACUUGAUGGCAUUAAUUACCCUGCAAAUGCCUGGUCUGGGCUACACAUACUCCCUGAUUUGAAUAUAAAUUUACGUUACAUGAAUGUGUCAUUUAAUUACGCGCAAUAGUUUAGGAUCAUUUAAAUUCCACAAAAAACGGAAAGCUUCAUGUCAUCUUACCAAGUUUAGCCCAAUGAAUAAUUGCCACCCCAAUUACUCUACGCCAUUUAGUAUUCCCACAGUCGGAAAAUCGGUAGAGUUGCAGAGUUAAAGUAUUGCCAGACUCGUGUGUGGAGCAUGGUUUGUUUGAGUUGGUAACACUUUGCAUCCCAGAGUAUGGCCCAUGCGUGUAAAAAAAGACACGUGCCAUUGGCAGUACAAUACAAUAGACAAGUGAAAGUGUAUGAUAUUGGCUCAAUCCCUAGUCAUAACAGAGUGCGAAUUCUUGUUUAUGUAUAUACAUGAAACGACUGUACAGAUGUGUUGCAACGCUAUUGGCUAUAUCAUAUAUAAGUAUGCAUAUUCGCAAGCGCGACUCGGUCUGUAUAUGCACAGUGCUAUGAUCUGCUUCAAGUUGCACCAUGACCUACAGUGUAAGCCAAAAUAAACAAAAAACUUCAUGAACCGUCAACGUUUUGUUGAUCUGUUCUAUAAUGGUGGACUAAGCCAGAGACCCGGUACGUGCAGAGUACAAGGUUUUUGUUGCCUUUCUGGGAGGUGGUUAAGGCAUCAUUACCACGCCGGGUGCUACGAUAUGGAGAGAGGCAGGGUAAUUGGUAGAAGCAGACUCUCGCUAAACUUGUCGUAUGAACGCAUGGUAGUAGCGGCGUAUAACAACCAUAUUCCGGAGUAAAAGUGAACACAAGUACAAACUUGCGCGAGAAACCUAACACCUUUUAACCUUCCCUUUUUCCUGGAAUAACUGCAGCGUGUCGCAGCAUUUUGAUGUCACGACAUUUCAACUUUUUAACUCUCAUCUCCCAUCCCCCCCCCAAAAAAAUAUGAAACACGGCUUCUCGA